Molecule: messenger RNA, 2465 nt
Organism: Diospyros lotus (date-plum)
Lineage: Eukaryota; Viridiplantae; Streptophyta; Magnoliopsida; Ericales; Ebenaceae
Exons: 2
Coding region: 71-505 (144 amino acids)
Biological process (GO): ribosomal large subunit export from nucleus; ribosomal large subunit biogenesis
Cellular component (GO): nucleolus
Source: RefSeq, a predicted model, not a curated record
CCUCUAAACCUUAGGCGAACAGAGAAGGACAUCUAGGAAGCUAAGACCACCUCGUUACGCCGCACCCGAGAUGUCGGCGGAGGCUCUGUCCGCCUCCGCUCGCACCGCAGAGAAGAUGAGUCUACCGGCGCUGCAGUUGAAGAUGAAGUGCGAUCCUGAAGGGUACGAAACGGAGCUUACCAUCCUCUACAACCAAUUCAAAUCAUCCCUCGAAUUCUUUGAGCAACAGGUCGCUCUAAGCUUCACCUCCAUCAGCGGUAUUGGUAGCGACCCUACCGUCGCGAAGGAGCUAGGAGACCGAGCCAUGUUCCUGGCACACGUCACCCCGUUUUACCCUAAACAGCUUUCGCAGUUCCCUAAACAACUGGCCGAUUUCCUUCUAUCUGCCGCCCAGAUGCUACCAUCGUCGCUCCGGUGCCACAUAGCACAAGCUUUGAUUCUCCUCAUUAAUCGCAAGGACUUGUUGCCUGCGAAAAUUCGUCCUCUCCUCUCUCAAAAGGAUUAGCCUAGAAAUUUUUAGCAAUUCCAAGGAAGUCUGCAUCAGGAGAGUAUUCUUUUUCUUUUCCUCUUUACUUAUUUUUAAACAUUGAGGACAAUGUUUAAUUUAAGUGUGAGAGUGAGAAAUCUAAUAUUUUUUAUAUUUUGCUUGAUUGCUUGAAAAUUAAAAAAUAUAUAUAAUAUGCGUGAAAGAUAAUUUUCUUUAGAAAAAUGUUUUAUUUUCAUGUCUAGGCCAAUUUCAUGUUUUCUAUAUUAACUUUGGUUUAGUGCAUAGUUAAUUCAAGAUUGAAAAUUGUUCUGUUUGAUUAUCGAUUCUAGAUUUAGCAGUGUUAAGGAAAAAUAAUUGAUUAUGCCGGAUUAUUAUGAUUGUUGAAAUAUAUGCUUCUUGACAUAACUCAUGGGACUUUAUGAUUAUGCAUGAUUGAUUAUGUGAGAAUAUUAUUGUGAUUAUUUCUUAAAACUAGGCUUAAACAGAGUUAAAGUAAAAAGGGAUGAUAAAAAAAAUAUUAUUACUAUAUAUCUACUCUUAUAUUUUGAGUUGGUCAGUAGUAAUUGGGGGGUUGACAAUAUGCUUCUGCAUCAUCCUUCACGCCAAACGAUAGUUCAAAAUAUACGUAUGCAAAUGCAUUUUAAGCAAUUAUUUAGGGAAAUAACCGGUUGUCUUCAUCACAAAAUGUCAACAUUCGCGUCAAAAGCCAAGUAAUGCUUAGGAAAGAAUAAAUAAAUAUAUAUAUAAACUUGAAAAAAAAAAAAACUCAUCCCUUUUGCUCCUUAUGUUUGUAAUAGUGGAGAUAGUGAUUAAAAAAAACUAUUGCAUGAUUUAAUUGUGUUGGUUGCAAGGUUUCAUGAAUUAAUUUUGAAGUAUACAUGGCAGCAAAAGCAAUGAUUUUGCAUAAUUAAGUAUUUCAAUUAAUGUUGCUGGAUUUAGAAUUAAUAUGAAAAUAUAGAUGGUAAUCAAUUUCGUGAUUAAUUAUGCAUUGACAGGUUGUUGGAUUUCUUGAUUUUGGCCUAGUGUGAAAAUAAAAUAUUUACUAUUUUUUCUUCUCUGCUUUGCUUGAGGACAAACAAAAGGUUAAAUGUGGGGGUAUUUGAUAGAGCUUAAUUUUAUUUACAUUUUUAUCUAAUUUUUAUCUUAAUCUUAUGCUAUUUUUUCUACUUAAAAUAUGUACUAUAUGGAUUUUAUAUAAUUUGAAUCUCUUUUUGUAGGAAGUAAGCAAAGGAAAUUAAUUUCAAGAAUUUGGGUAAAAAAAAUAUAUUAUAAAUUUAUUUGUAAUGUUAAUGUUAAAUUAAUGUUAUGAAUGAAUAUUAUAAUAUAAUUAAGAAAUUAUUGAUUAAAUUGAAGGAGACGACGCAAUUAGAGGAAUUAAGGAAGGAAUUGCAUUUGAAGUGGGAAUUGGAGUAGAGGACCAUGCGCUGUACAAUUGAAAAAGAAAUCAAGUGGAGAAUGGGUCUUGCUAUACUUAUAUAUAUAAUAAUAUAAUAAUGCAAAUGAGUGACGUGGUGAAGAAGUCGAAUUCAAAUUAGAAUUGAGAUUAGAGGAGGUUACUUGAUGUUUAUAUAAUAUUAUAAUGAAUAGGAAGAGGAAUCAAAGGCUUUUUAUAUAAUAUUAUAAAACAAGAAGAAUUGGAGCUACAACGGCUCAGCUGCCACUUGAUUGCUCCAAUUCUUUUGGUUUUAUAAUAUUAUAUAAAAAGCAUUUAAUUUCUUCUCCCAUUCAUUAUAAUAUUAUAUAAACAUCAAGUGGCCUCCCCCAAUACCAAUUUGAAUUGGACUUCUUCACGGCUUCACUGCUUUGCAUUAUUAUCUUAUUUUAUAUUUAUAUAAUAAAAUAGAACGAUUUUUAAAAACAUUUAAAAUGUAUCUCUGAUACAUUUUAAUUCUAUGAUUGAGAUGAGUUUUGAAUGUUAGUCAAGAACUGAGAUGAAUUAGACUUCCCGCCUAGCUUUUCUCUCUCUCCCACUCCCUCA